AAGGAGAAAAACCAUAAAUCAAAGGAGGAAUUGACCGAAAUUUCAGAGUGAACGGGAAGGGCAUAUUCUGCUUCGUUCUUUUAGUACGCGGAGGAGGCGUUGUUGGGCGAUCCAAGUAGCCGCCAUGGCCAGACAAGCAGCAAGACUCAUCAACUCUCUGUCCUCAAAGAUUCGCCCCCGCGAACCCCAGAUAUAUCCACUCACCCCUUCUUCCUCUUCUCAUUUCUUCACCCAGUCUCGGUCUUUCGGAUCGGCUCCCCCGCCCCCGCCGGCGGUGUUCGUGGACAAGAACACCCGUGUUAUUUGUCAAGGAAUUACUGGAAAAAAUGGUACCUUUCAUACCGAGCAAGCCAUCGAAUAUGGCACUAAGAUGGUUGGUGGAGUUACACCAAAGAAGGGUGGAACAGAGCACUUAGGACUUCCUGUUUUCAACUCAGUUGCUGAAGCAAAGGCUGAAACAAAGGCUAAUGCUUCAGUGAUUUAUGUUCCACCACCUUUUGCCGCAGCUGCUAUCAUGGAGGCUAUGGAAGCUGAGCUGGAUCUUGUUGUGUGCAUCACAGAAGGAAUCCCUCAACAUGACAUGGUGCGUGUGAAGGCUGCUCUUAAUCAGCAAUCAAAAACCAGGUUGAUUGGCCCAAACUGCCCUGGUAUCAUCAAACCUGGAGAAUGCAAAAUUGGAAUUAUGCCUGGAUACAUUCACAAACCAGGGCGUGUAGGAAUUGUAUCUCGAUCAGGCACAUUAACAUACGAAGCAGUUUUCCAAACAACUGCAGUUGGUCUGGGGCAAUCAACCUGCGUUGGUAUUGGUGGGGAUCCUUUUAAUGGAACUAACUUUGUUGAUUGUGUAACAAAAUUCCUUGCAGAUCCUCAGACAGAAGGUAUCAUUCUAAUUGGAGAGAUAGGGGGCACUGCAGAAGAGGAUGCUGCUGCACUCAUUAAGGAAAGUGGUACUGAAAAGCCUAUUGUUGCCUUUAUCGCUGGACUUACAGCUCCGCCUGGCCGUCGAAUGGGUCAUGCUGGAGCUAUUGUAUCCGGGGGCAAGGGUACUGCUCAAGACAAAAUCAAGACUCUAAGAGAAGCUGGGGUGACAGUUGUUGAAUCACCGGCUAAGAUUGGCACUGCAAUGCUUGAUGUCUUCAAAGAGAGAGGUCUUGUGAAUUAGUUUCACAUGGAUUUGUCCUAUACUUUUGCCCGCUUUUCUCUCUUCCAAAUUUCUUUUUUAUAUUUAAAUUGAGGAGAAAAUUCUCUCUAUUAUCCUCAUUUAAUUUAACGUCAUGGAAAUUUGUUUUGGGUAUCAAAACAAGAAGUUACACUUGCAGGACUAAAAUCUUGAUAUAAACCUGCAGAAUUCAAGUGAAAAGCUGUCUUUUUUAAGUACCACUUUUUGGGUCAUGUCAUAGGAAAAUAAGGAGGUUUAGCCAAAUCUCAUUGUUAAGUGUUAUUCUUAUUUUUUUCUGAUAAUUUGAUAUCAUGUUAGGGCUAAUAAUUUAUAUAAGAUUUACACUUGUUGGGGUACGCUGGAGUUUAAAUUAUCAGUUGUUGGUCUUCAAAUCCUAUGUUGAGAUGUGUUGGUGACUAUGACACCAUCAUUUUCUACCGUUUGGUUUGGAAACCAAUUAACUGAUGGUUUAUCCUCUAUUUACCCAUGUAAGUGGAUUUGACUCUUCUACUAUUCUCCACCACAUGAUGCUCCAUUCGUGUAAAUUGAGUUUGUAUAAGAAUUUAGCCAAGGAAAUUGAAAGGAAGGAAAAAGAAGGGAUGAAUGAAUGGUUUUUAAAAGA
Rubroshorea leprosula is the source of this 1781-nucleotide messenger RNA. NCBI's taxonomy places the organism in Eukaryota, Viridiplantae, Streptophyta, Magnoliopsida, Malvales, Dipterocarpaceae. The record is from the annotation of a GenBank genome assembly.